Protopolystoma xenopodis is the source of this 495-nucleotide messenger RNA. The record is from the annotation of a GenBank genome assembly. Lineage: Eukaryota; Metazoa; Platyhelminthes; Monogenea; Polystomatidea; Polystomatidae.
AUGGAUCGGCGCUCCCUUUGCUAUGGGCUAAAGGGUCUCAAUCUCGACCGCCUGUCGAAUUUUCAACGACCCUCCGUGUGGGUACAUCCAGUCCACUUCAACCAUGCUACUCGACUCAGGCCACACAUACACACAAACACAUACAUUUCAACCGUCUGUCCAUCGGCCUCUCGGUUGAGGCUGAACAGCCAAGUCCCACCUCGUCAGGCCAACUGUCUCACAGAAAAGCCAGCAAAAGUGGGGUUCUGUUCUCGGAAGAUAGCGCCGCAAUGUGAUUCCGUGUCACCUUCAACAGCACAAACUGUUGGUCACCAUUCACAUUCCAGCUGGUCGAUCCGUAGCAAGGCACAACAUUGGAACGCUGGUAAGCAUUCAUUAAACCCACCUUUUAUAACACUUGCAAAUGGUAUUUCUUUACGUCUGCGUCGAACCUACCGCCACUCCGAUUUCACGAACAAUAUAGAGGCCCGACUAGGCUGUGGAGCCUUGAUCUGA